This is a messenger RNA of Symbiodinium pilosum, 7908 nucleotides long. NCBI's taxonomy places the organism in Eukaryota, Dinophyceae, Suessiales, Symbiodiniaceae. The record is from the annotation of a GenBank genome assembly.
AUGCAGAAUGUGACCGACUUCCUUCGCGACAACCUUCCUUCAGGUCCAUCGAUGAUCCCCACGACCUCGGCGAGAUCCGGUCCUAUGCCGUGUCCGAAUGGACCCGCUGAAGCGGUGACCUCUCCAAGGCCAAGGGUGACCUCGACGUGGCCAUCGGCGAUCCAGGGCAAUGAUCAAAGCUGGGUGCCUUCCCUGUGGCGAUGCGCUCAGUGUGAUCAUGACAAUGCUGUGUUCAAUGCGGAUGGCUCUUGGGAAUGCAUGGUGUGCUCUGGCAACGACUUCUAUCAGACCAACAGACCUCAUAGGAGGCAGACAAGCCAGGGAACAUGGCUUUUCCUUCCAUCCGCAGACGCAGAAGGCGAAAGCUCUUCGGUAUCUUCUUCGACCUCCUCUGGGUUAAGCAGGCGACAACGAAGGGCACGACGACAAGGGCGUGCAGCAGGCGGUGGUCCACCUUCCUUUGACGAGGGCACUUCUGGCAAGGAACAGGCAGAGUCCGAAGCCUUCACAGACGACCCCGUCGUCAACCCGGACCUUGGCAACCUGCGGCCCACCAAGACUUCUCCUACGUUGACUUCGGCGGCCGGGCGCGGCGCUCCUCGGCGACUUCUGCCUGAUCCUCCUCAAGGACAACAGCGAGCUCUACGAGAUCCGGCGCUGUCAGGUCAACAAGACGGAGUACAAGAUCAUCCUCCUCUACUUGGCUCGGCGGUCAAGAAAGAUUCCUCCGCCACUGGUUCCUCCUCGGCUUGGGUCUCACGGAUGGGACCCGAAAAGGGGAUCAAAUGGCGAGGAGGGACACCCCCAGCUCCUCCGGUCUGGAAGUACGACAAGGAGGAUAUGCGUGCCUUUGCCAAGUGGAAGAGAAAGAUUGCCAUCUGGGAACUUCAGAUAGCACCGUUCAUGCAGAAGAAGGAGGCAGCGUUGCUUCUGUACAACUCCCUUACUGGAGAGCUGGAAAGUGAGUUGGAACACGUUCCUCUUGAUUCUGUUUAUGCUGCUGACGGUGUGGACUUCAUCGUACGCUCCUUGGAGGCCCCCAUGGCGCAGAAGGCGGUGUACCAGAAAAGACGAUUCUUAGCGGACUACGAGGCCUUGGCUCGAUAUCCUGCUGAAUCUCUGAGGGCCUUCUCGAAUCGCUAUCGCAGGGUGGAAAGGAACCUGGAGGCGGAUCAAAGGCUGAUACUGGUCGGCUCCCGCUACAGCUUGGCAUUCGACGACAUCAUGGAUAGCAUGGUCAUGCAGUUCUUCUUCCUCGACUUCGGCCUCUACUACAUCGAUCGUGGGCGGCAAGAAUGGCCACCCCUCUUCUGGAAAGGCGGCGGCAAGAAAGUCUGGUACACCGACAACGUGGACCAGACCGAGGGCCACCUUGACAACAUCCCAGAAGAGAAUGACGACCAGGAGGGCGAAGACGGCGACCCGGACGAGAAGGGAGACCCUGCCGACGACAAUGAGGGCGACGACAGGAUGAACAAGACGCUACAGUCUGUCAAGCUUGGACGAAAAUUUUCUAGUGGCGCCGGCAGCUCGACCAAGAAAUCUCCUCAGGAGCUUAAGGCAAGUACCCAUUGCUUGGCUUGCGGGGAGAAAGGGCACUGGAAAGGUGACCCCCAGUGUCCAGUUAGCGGCGGGCAGUCACAGGGCGCUGGCUCGAAGGCGGACGGCAAGGGCAGGGGCAAGAACCGAGGCAAGGACCAUCAAACCCUCCUUGCAGAAGCUUCUCCGCCGAAUGAGGCCUUCUUCGUGAACACAUCCGGCCUUGACCUCGCAGACUCCCACGACAACUACGGCAACCUCUUCACCGUGAACAUGGCUGUCUUCCAGGUCGAUGAGGUCAAGGAUAGCACUCCGUUGGCAGGCUACAUGAUCCUCGACACGGCGUGUCAGAGAAUGUGCUGCGGCCCAGACUGGUUCAAGUCACAUGUACAGAUUUUGGAUGGUUUUGGCCUGCGCGUGCACAAGCACAAGAAGGGCAUGGAGGACUUGUUCCAGUUCGGAAAAGGCGACCCAUCACCCGCUUUGUUCAGGGCAUACAUUCCAUGUAUCGUUGCUGGACGCAAGUUCUUGUUGGGUGCCGGCAUGGUUGAGGCAAACAUCCCCUUACUAGGAUCAAACGUCAUGCUGGAUUCCUUGGGUUUAGUUCUUGACCUUCCUGCACGGCAAGCACACUUUACUAGGCUUGGAGUGACCGCUCCUAUCAAGACAGUUCGUGGGCACCUGGCAGUUGAUAUCGCAAGCUUUGAUGCAGCAGCCAAGCAUGACAAGACCUGGAAAUCCUUGCAGGACAUGACUGAUUGGGACAAUCCUCCUCCCGAAGCAAUCUUUCAGCCCCAAGCUUUCGACAUCCCGCCUCGGGUCCGUUCCUUUGAUGAUCCGCGCAUACUUCGCAACCUGAUGGCCAACCUCCUCGUGGCGGUGAACGUUCGCUUGGUCGAUGCUCAAGCGAGCUCAGGUGGAGCCAGACGAGUGCGCCCACAACGACAUGCAUCGGUACGGCAACCCACACGGAAGCUUCAGCAAGUGCCGGCUGUGCGGCCUCAAGUGGAAGUGGGGAUGCCAUCCGGAAAGCGGCCUAUAGGUGGAGCACGCAGAGCAGCGCUCCUCUCGGUCAUGUGUGCCGCCUCCAUCCUCGGACAAUAUGGUCCGGACGUUACCUCCAGGAGCUCAGCCGAAGCACAAAGCGACCUCAUCAACGACGGCAACGGCUACAGGAGCCUACUCGACACCAUCUUCGGCGACUCCGGCUCCACGACGGACAUCAACACGGCCGACGCCUUCUUCGGGGACACGAUCCACGGGAACGACGCCGAGCCGAACGACGUCAACGAGGCCGAGCCAGCACACGGAGUACGACAUGACGCAGGACGACGACCUGGAGAGCACGUACGACUGGGAGUUCGCAGGCGAGUAGUUGGCAACAUCGACCAAGCAGUGAGGGCAUACGAGAGUGAGUCCAAGGUGUACACCAACUUGGCAACGGCUUCCUCGAGGCCACCACCUAUGGCGGACCUUCUUGAACUAUAUGCGGGCCAGGCGAAGCCAACCAAGUUUGCCGCCGAGUUCGGGCUUCGUGCACUUCAACCAGUUGACCUCAUCUAUGGCGUGAACUUGGAUGAUCCUCGGGACCAAUCCAGGGUACUCAAGGCAGUUCGCACGUUCAAGCCGUGGUUGUUGGUCGUUGGAUUCCCUUGUACCAAAUACUCCCUCAUCAACCAGAACUGUAACUAUGCCCAUCGCCUGCGCGAGCUAGAGGUUAUGAGAGAAGAGGAUGCUCCUAUGAGGAAAUUCAUUUGUGACCUGCUACUUGAACAGCACGCUUCUGGCAGGUUCUUCAUCCUCGAGAACCCCCUCACGAGCCGUCUAUGGCAACAGGCUGAGGUAGUUGAAGUUAUCAACACUCCAGGAGUUUGCAGCAGUACAUGUCACAGCGGCGCAUACGCAGCAGAGACGGCGGACGGCCGUCCCAUCAAGAAGUCCCUCAGGUUCCUUGGCAAUGAGCCCGAGAUGAUGGUUCAACUUGGUCGUACACUGUCAAGCCGUGACCUUCUUUACUGCAAGCCACUGCAAGGUGCGGACACCACGGCUUCCCAGGUUUACCCGGACGCGCUUGCGUACGAGAUCGUGAAGUCCUUGCAUCAGGUCCUACGACAACGAGAUCCACAACGCUUCGGCUACUUCGAGACGUAUGUCGUCGCGCGCCCCGUGUCCUCUCCGGAAGAAUGGAAGCCCGUCUUUGACCAGGUCAAGCGAAGCUUUGGCGAAACCUCCUCCAAGCGCCCGUUCAACAUCGAGCCGGAUGGUCAGCUCGGACGUUCCAUCGCAGACCUGUUACGAAUGAACCCGGUAAAGAUUCAGGCAACGCAUCUACCAGUUCAACGUCGGCUUCCCAUGGACGUGGCAUUCAGCGCUUGCGGCGCCGCGCUCCUCCACAACGACAAUUCGAUCGUCGUCGAGACCGAGGCCUUGGACAACAUACAGUUCCCCAAGCAGCGCUUCGACAAACCUGUGGUCAUCGGCAUCUUUGUGUACGGCGACCUUCGCAACGAGCCUCAGCCUGAAAGGGAACAACUAGGUGAACUUCCUCCAAGCUCCUUUCCUACCGAUAUCAAGUUCGAUGGGCUUGGUCCUCACGUUACGCUCGACGUCAAGCGCACUGUGGCUCGACGACGCCUGAACCUUGGACAUCCAUCACCGCAAGAACUGAUCCGUCUUAUGUGCUAUCAUGGCUCGCCAUCCCAGCGCAUGAUCGAUGCGGUCCGGAAGCUGCGGUGUUCUACGUGCGAGCGACUCAAGAUGCCUCAACAGCCACGUCCCUCUGCACUACCUUCACUACAACCUCGACAGUUCUGUGACGAGAUCCAGAGCGACGUGGUCUUUGUGCGCACGACAUCGGGCAUGGCAAUCCCCAUCCUGGGUAUGGUGGAUGUCGCCACGAACUUGCAUCAAGCAGGAUGCCUACCUGAAAAGUCCUCCGAAUCCGCGUUCAAGUUGUUCGAAAAGCUUUGGCUCCGUCCUUAUGGGCUUCCUGUCAAGAUCAGGUGCGAUCCAGAUCCUCUCUUUCAAGGACAUUGCAAAGAUGGUCUCGAAGCACUUGGCAUUGAAGUCGAGUUCUGCCCAGCCGAAGCUCACUGGACGAUUGCAACGAUUGAACGACGCAACGCCGUGCUCAGGACCGUGCUGGAGAAGAUGAUUGACACGAACGCGGCCACGGACGUCGACUCCGUCGAGGGCUUGUUGUCUCCAACAUUGCAUGCUUUGAAUUCCAUUUCGAUGACGAAAGGUCGUUCAGCCUACCAGGCUGUGUUUGGCCGAGUGCCCCGAGUUCCAGGUUGUGACAUACUUGCAGACCCGGUGGCAUUGGCUUCUUCUCCAGGCGAUGCUGCGGUUCGGUCCGAACAAAUCCGUGCUGAAGCUCUUCGUCGCAUCGCAGAGUUCGCGGUUGACAGGGGCAUCCGCAGGGCUCUCCUCAGAAAGACGAGGGCCACAGGCAUCGCCGACAUUUCUCCAGGUGAGCCAUGCGCCUUCUGGCGCUGGAGACGCAAGGGUCCCCACAAAAGGGGCGGAUGGGCAAUGGCCAGAUUUCUGGCUUGGGACCCGUCCCACGUUGGGAGUCAGGCAUGGUUGCGAACUGGUACAACGACCGUUCUGGUCACCGCUGAACAGCUCAGAGUGGCUUCUGGCUUUGAGCGAUGGCAGCCAAGUUCCGAGGACAUUGCAGCAUUGAAGGAUGGAUCUCAGAGUUUGAGAGAUUCAAUCUGGGCGGAUGAGACGGGACCUCCUGCUCCUGGUGAAGUCGCAGACUUGGACAACAACCUUCUCGAUCUUGAUGACGAGAUGGCCAUAGCAAGUUUGCCACCGACUCCCGGCGUACCGGAACACGGUCUCCAGCACUACCUCACCAACCUCGCCUACGUCCUCUACCACAAGCUCCACAACCUCCAGUCCCGAGUACGCCUCGAGUCAGCGCAGUAUGAUUCAGCGGCGUUUGACUCGGCACCAAUGGAAACACCCGACUACGUGGAGCCCUUCGAGAGCUACCCGGACGUACAACCAACAGAAGUUUCUCAGGAAGCAGCGCAACCGUCGGGGGACACUCUCGAGUUACCAGGCCAAGCAGAACCACAGAGACAACCAGCAGAAGCUUCGCAGGAAGCAACGCAACCGUCUGGGGACACCUUGCAGGGACUACCUGAACAACCAGCUCUGCCACAAGCACCUCCUCAACGACGAGUCAGACCUGACGAGCUCGACCACGUGGAGGGUGGAAACAAUAGCUUCUACCAGAGCUACCUGAACAGCGGCGUGCGGAAGAGCGACGUCGAGGCCACCGGCAAGGAGGCUGCUGACUACGACACGUCAGACACCGACGCAGAUGAUCCGGUACCGCCAAUCAAAACGGAGCGUUCCCUGACCCGCAAAGAAUUGAAGCAAUUGGAUCGAGAAGUUCCUUGGCGACAACUCUUGCAUCUUCCGAAGGAAAAGCUCCAGGCCUUUGUUGACUCCGCGGUCAAGGAGGCGAGGUCUUUGCUCCACUGGGAAUCAAUCGAACCACUCAGCGCCUCAGAGAUCGCCAAGGUGAUGUCCUCGCCUCAACUUCGGCGUCGCAUCUUAAAAUCUCGGGCGGUCUACAGAGGCACAGCUCGCGGACAAGGGCCUUUGAGGGCGAAGUGCCGUGUGGUCUGCCUAGGCCACCAAGAUCCAGAUCUUCGGUCUUUAACGAGGGAAAGCCCCACUCCUACGAGAAUGGCUGAGCAUGUGGUGUUCGCCAUGAUGGUGGCGGGCUUGAACAAAGAGCUGCUUGGGACAAGCCACACUUGGACCUCUUGGCUGGCUGAUGCUAGCACCGCUUUCCUUCAGGGACAGCAACCGGAAGGCGAACGUCCACUUCCUCUGUACAUGCUACCACCCCGUGACGGCAUCAUAGCACGUACUUCUGAGUGGGCAGCUGGCCUCUACCGGAUUCGAUCCAACGUCUACGGACUUUCCAACGCACCGCGGCUUUGGACCGCAGAAGUCAUCAAGCGCUUGAAGUCUCUAGGAUAUGAGCAGCAUUGUUUUGACCGAAUGCUGUUCAUUAAGAGGGACUCCAACCACGAGGUGGUGAGCUACAUCCUCGUCUACGUGGACGACUUCAUUGGAUCGUUUCGCGACGACUACAACGUCCAAGAGGUCAAAGACGCCUUCACGUGGGGAAGCUUCGAGUUCAUGGAACCCGGCAAGACCUACACGUUCAAGGGCAAGCAGCUGACCUUCACCCCUCUGCCGAAAGGACGGUUCGAGCUGAAGAUCGAGCAGUCCGACUUCAUCGACACUCUUGAAAGCUCCUCGCUUCCACGAGGGCGACUCACCAAGGACAAGAAGCUGUCCGACCGUCAGUCUCGACCUGAGAUAGCUCCAGCCGUCUCGCUCUCGAACAAGGGCAUGGAGACUACUGUCGAUGACUUGUCCUGCCUCUUUGAGACCGUGUCCUUCCUCAAGGAGACCCGGAGCGAAGGCAUUGUCAUGAGAGACGUGGCUUUUGAUGAGAACAGCGUCAUCAUUGGAUUCUCGGACAGUUCCUGGGCAAAUGCCUCAGAUUGCAGAUCCCAGUUUGGAACGCUUACACUUCUCUCAAGCCCUGACGUCCUGCACAAGACCGUGCCAGCCGGCAUCCUAGACUGGAAGUCGGGCCGAUCACAACGUGUCUGCAGACGCACGCUGGCGGCGGAGGCAUCCGCAGCGGAUGAGAGCUGUGACAGAGGAAGCUUCUUGAACAUGUUCAUCUCGGAGAUCGUCUUCAACGUUCCAGCACACCGAGUAGGUCCACGACUCCGACACCUACAUGUGGUUGAUGCAAAAUCUCUGUACGACUGUGCAGUUCAAGAGAACCCCAACUUGGCCGAUAAACGGUCCCUUGUGAAUAUCAGAGCAAUUCAGGAAGUAGUGCCAGCUUCCAAUCUGCAUUGGGUGCCGACUCACCUGCAAUAUGCUGACGGCCUAACGAAGGUCAGCAAGGAGCUCAGUUUCUGCGGUGGUGUCAAGACAGAAGGAGAUGAGCGAGAGGCCGCGGGAAAGCUCGACGCAAGCCGGAUCUCCUUCAAAUGGGUCUUCGGAAUCUUGCUGGUUACGGUCUGGUCGGGCAUUCGCCAUUCCCUGCAGGAAGAUCCUUUGGCCACAGCAGCGCGGGGCUUCCCGGCAGAAACAGGGCCGGGGAGCGUCGUGUGGAGUUUGAUACGAAUCCGCCACGGCCUCAGCCACACGAUACCCGCAGGACAUAUCAUCAUCAUGAUGACGACUGCAGCUACACUUGGCGUUGAUGACGAUGACGAUGACCAUGAUGAUGAUGAUGAUGAUGAUGACGCCGAGGAUGAUGAGGAGGGUGGUCUUGGUGGCAAUGAAGACCAUUCUCACAACAUAGGCAUCUAG